Molecule: messenger RNA, 931 nt
Organism: Diaporthe batatas
Lineage: Eukaryota; Fungi; Ascomycota; Sordariomycetes; Diaporthales; Diaporthaceae
Exons: 2
Coding region: 300-734 (144 amino acids)
Molecular function (GO): peroxiredoxin activity
Source: RefSeq, a predicted model, not a curated record
CCGCACCCGCGCCGGCUGGGAGGCAAAGAUCUCACCUGGAUAUUAGAUCUCGACAUGCUGCCGCCCUGGUCCCUGAACACCUAAUCCUCCACCCGCACCUGCGACGUCGCUAAGCACAUAUAAGCAAUAAACAACCCUCGCUGCCAUGGCCUGAUGGCAUAGGUCCCCUGUCACCACCCACUGGGCAUCUUGACAUCCACCCACCUUGAGUUCAAGAGCCAAAUAAUACCAUCAACCCUCCUCAUCCCCUCCCCUCCCUCCCCCCCUCAUCAUCCACCCCAAGACACACAAUCUCCACAAUGUCGAGCCCAGACCCCAAGCCCGCCGACCUCCACGCCCAGCUCUUCCACGAGGGGCUCGAGGUCCGCCGCGCCGUCCUCGGCCGCGAGUACGUCGACAACGCCGUCAGGACCGCGACGCCCUUCACGCGGCCGGGCCAGGAGCUCAUCACCGAGUGGGCGUGGGGCACGGUCUGGCGGCGGCCGGGGCUGGACCGCAAGCAGCGCAGCCUGCUGAACCUCGGGAUCAUCAUCGCCCAGAGGGCGUGGCUCGAGCUCGCGCUGCACACGCGCGGCGCCAUCAACAACGGCCUCACCGAGGUCGAGAUCCGCGAGGCCGUGCUGCAGGCGACGGUCUACUGCGGCACGCCCGCGGGCGUCGAGGCGAUGCAGGUCACCGAGAAGACGAUCAACGAGAUGGUCGCGGGCGGCGAGUACAAGCGGCCGGAGGCGUGAGGUUGGUCUGGUCGUGGUCUAUGUGUACUUGGGGGUUCGGUUUGUAGCGUCACACUUUUGUAUGUAGAGGCAGUAGUCUUGGCAAGGGAAGUUUUUCACAGGUAUUGCGGGUUCAUGCCUUCACUGGGUGGAGGAGAUUGGGACUUGGAGGUGGAAAAACGUUCUGAGGCUGUAAGAAAUGCAGAACUGCAGGGAUG